AUGGCCGCCGCCGCCCCCAUCCCGGCCCCGGCGCCCGCGGCCGACGACGAGAUCGUCUACGAGUCCAUGCCCUGCAUCCGCAUCUACAAGAACCGCGUGGAGCGCUACUUCGGCUCCGAGUUCGUCGCCGCCUCCGCCGACGCCGACGCCGCCACCGGGGUCGCCUCCCGCGACCGCGUCAUCUCCCCCGAGGUCUCCGCGCGCCUCUAUCUCCCCCGCAUCGACGCCGCCCAGGCCGCCGCCGCUGGCUUCGAGCCCUGGCUCGCCGACCAUGCCGACUUCGCCCGCCUCUACCUCGGCGGCGAGAGCGCCGGCGCCAACAUCGCGCACCACGUGGCGAUGCGGGUCGGCGCGGAGGGGCUGCCCCACGCCGCCGCGAUCCACGGCCUCCUCAUGAUCCACCCGUUCGUGGAGGGCGCCCCCGGGCUCGAUGCCCUGGCGUGCGGCCGCGUGCUGGUGUGCAUCGGGGAGGGCGACGUGCUCCGCGACCGCGGCCGCGCCUACUACGACCGGCUCAGGGCCAGCGGGUGGCCCGGGGAGGCCGACAUUUGGCAGGCGCCGGGGAAGGGGCACACCUUCCACCUCCUCGAGCCCUGCUGCGAAGAGGCCGUCGCCCAGGACAAGGUCAUCGCCGAGUUCCUCAACCAUUGA
Molecule: messenger RNA, 651 nt
Organism: Triticum turgidum subsp. durum (durum wheat)
Lineage: Eukaryota; Viridiplantae; Streptophyta; Magnoliopsida; Poales; Poaceae
Source: the annotation of a GenBank genome assembly